This is a messenger RNA of Naegleria gruberi, 1122 nucleotides long. RefSeq lists its product as uncharacterized. The transcript has a single exon. The coding region runs from base 1 to 1122 and encodes 373 amino acids. NCBI's taxonomy places the organism in Eukaryota, Heterolobosea, Eutetramitea, Acrasida, Naegleriidae. The record is from RefSeq and is a predicted model, not a curated record.
AUGUCAGCACUCAAAGCGGUGAUUUUGUUGAUUUGCAUUAGUGUAUUUGCAUCCUGUACUAAUGCAUGGGAUGAGACUGCUACUAAGUACUUUGCUUCUAGAAAGCCAUUUCACAUGAAACGCCAAAUGUCAGACCAACAAUUUUUCAUCAGAGCAAAGGAAAGAAUUAAAUCUCAUACCAAAAUGACAAGUAAAAGACUCAUAGGACCUGAUGGCUCAUUGUCCAAUAAGGAUAACAAACAAUUCUUUGCCUAUGACGCUACAUUGACUUUUGACACUGUCAAUUUAGACAUGCAUCCUGACGUGUUAGAUAUUGGAUGUUCGAAAGACAGACUUUACUUGAAAGUGAGAAAGACCAGACAUACCAAUACUCAUAUCAAGAUUGGUUCAUUAUUAGUUUCAAGUAUGGAUGAUUUUGACUGUGAAAUUGGUCAACCAACUAAUGAACCAGUUUUGUACAGAUUGGCAGAAAAUAUUCAUGAAGUGAAAACUGAAAAUGGAGAAAUUCUCUAUGUGGUCGAUACUAAAACAAUUGAAUUUAAUCAAGUUUUCACACACAUCAAACUUCAAACUCAUAAUCCAAGUGUCAAACAACCUGAAUCGAGCUCUGUAACUCAAACAACACCAAACAAACGUUGGAGUGUCAAUAGAUCUUUUGAUAUUGUCAAUUUUAAUUGGGAUAGAGAUAGAAAAACUGCCAGAAAUCCAUCCAUUGAAAAUCAAGAAGGAAAUUUCAAAUAUGUCUGCAGUAAUUGUUAUUUCUACAGUACAGUUCGGUUUACAAUGGAAAUUAACUUUAGAUGGUGUAAACCAAAUAGAGCUGCUGCAUCAGUUCACUUUGACAAUGCAUUGAAUGCUAAUUUGACAAUGACAGCUGAAUUUGAAAAGACAAAAGACUUUACAAUUUUGAAAAAGAAGAAAAUUACUAGUAUCAAGUUUACAAUUCUAGCAAUUCCAGUUGUUGUAAAUGUAAAUUUUGCAUUGGAAGGUCAAUUACAAGUUCAAGCAAAAAUUCAAUUUAAUGUUGCCGCUUCCUUUUCAAGAGAAGGUCAAUUUGGAUUCAAUUAUGAUAAGAGGAGAGGACAUUUCAAUUGGAUUAAAUCAUUCAAGGGACAAGAUUGA